Molecule: messenger RNA, 1954 nt
Organism: Olea europaea var. sylvestris
Lineage: Eukaryota; Viridiplantae; Streptophyta; Magnoliopsida; Lamiales; Oleaceae
Product: aspartic proteinase Asp1-like
Exons: 9
Coding region: 172-1515 (447 amino acids)
Biological process (GO): proteolysis
Molecular function (GO): aspartic-type endopeptidase activity
Source: RefSeq, a predicted model, not a curated record
UUCAGUCAGUCAAUUCUCCAUAAUCUGAACUGCGAGUCUUCGCCAAAAGUCUCUCUGUUUUUGGUCCCCCAUUAAAGGGAAAAGAGAGAAAAACUUGUACACGAGAAGCGUUUUUUCUCCAUUUUAGCACAAUAUAUUUCAAUAAUCCUUUCAAUAAACAUCAAUCAAAAUAUGGUUGAGAAGAGGCACAUUCAAGCAUUGUUUUUGUACUUUUUGGCGUGGUCUGCUACUGCUGCUCAUCAGCCUCAGACCACCAACAAGAAACAGUCAAAAUCGGGGAAAGGAUUUAGGUCCUCUGUGUUUUUUCCUGUCACUGGAGAUGUUUAUCCAAAAGGGUAUUAUUAUGUAACGAUCAAUGUUGGCCAACCUCCGAAAUCUUACUUUCUUGACAUAGAUACUGGCAGUGACCUUACUUGGCUCCAGUGUGAUGCACCUUGUACUAAAUGCACUCCGUCCCCACACAGUCUUUAUAAACCCAACAAAAACCUCAUCACAUGUGAGCAUCCCCUAUGUGUCUCACUUCGUGGACCUGGGAACCAUAAUUGUGAAACCACCGAUGAGCAAUGUGACUAUGAGGUGAAUUAUGCUGACCUAGGUUCAUCUCUGGGUGUGCUGGUCAUGGACUCGUUUCCUUUUAGGUUCACCAAUGGUAGCGUAUUAGCUCCUCGUCUAUCGUUCGGAUGUGGAUACAAUCAAGAAGUUCCGAAUUCCAUUCAUCCGCCUUACACGGAUGGAGUCCUUGGUCUUGGCAGUGGCAAGGCAAGCAUUGUUGCACAAUUGAGUGAGAUGGGCCUGACAAGAAACGUUGUGGGUCACUGUUUAAGUGGGCAAGGUGGGGGGUUUCUUUUCUUUGGAGAUGAUUUUCUCCUGCCUUCAGAGAUCGUUUGGGCACCAAUUUUGAGCCAAACGAAACACUACUCUCUGGGGCCGGCUGACCUCCAGUUUGGUGGCCAAGCUACUAACAUUAAGGGGCUUCCAAUAGUUCUUGACAGUGGGAGUACCUACAGUUACUUCAGUUCUCAAGCUUACAGUGCCCUAGUUUCUAUGAUAAAUAAAGACAUAAAUGGGAAGUUAACGACUGCGGUGGAGGACAAAACCCUCCCGGUCUGCUGGAAAAGUGCAAAGCCCUUCAAAUCCAUCCGUGAUGCCUCUAAUUACUUCAAGCCAUUGGCAUUGAGCUUCAGAAAUAGCAAAAAGGUCCAAUUUCAACUGCUGCCGCAAGCUUAUCUAAUUGUCACGGAACAUGGCAACUUGUGCUUAGGCAUCUUGAACGGAAAUGAGGUCGGGCUAGGAAAUCUCAACGUUAUUGGAGACGUUUCCCUGCAAGAUAAAUUGGUGGUUUAUGACAACGAGAAGCAGCAGAUAGGAUGGGCUCCAGCAAACUGCAACAGGCUUCCCAAUAUGGAUCUUGAUUAUGUUGACGGGUACUAUCGACCUUACGCAGCUGACUUCUUUCAAGAAACUUGCCCUGCAAGUUUUGAUUCUGGUAGGAAGAGGAAGCAAGGCAGAAAGUAGAUGAAGAUUAUUUCUUGCAGAUAUAAACUUCAUACUGUUCUACACAAUUUUUGAUGGUUUUGUAAGUUUAGUACUUUGUUGUUACAUAUGUAGUUAGAACCUUAUUACACUUGGGAAAGAGACAGGGCUGUAUACCAUAUAAUAAAUACACACAGUGGAAGUAUGUUUAUAAAAGAUCGUUACGACUACAAAUAGGUGUGAAGUGAGUUGAGGCAGCAUUCUAUGGUCUAGCUUGAUUGCCAUAUAAUCCUGCCAUAGCUUAUGGGCCAUGCUGGACCAGGCAAUCUUGGUCUAUGUUGAGGAAAGUGGACUGGACUGUAAAUUCUCGACUCAUUGAUCUACAUGGGCCAGAGUAAUAUUACAUGGCGAUAAAUGGUAAAUAUCUAGUAGCUUGUUGGGAGUUUGUCCGGUAUCUUUAAUUAAUACUCCUUCCGUCUCA